AUGAGCUUGGAGAAGUGCCAAAAUAUAACAUCUUUGAAUCUGAAUCUCUCGCAGAAUAAUCUUGGUGCAGAUGGAGCUAAGAACAUUGGAAUGAGCUUGGAGAAGUGCCAAAAUAUAACAUCUUUGAAUCUGAAUCUCUGGUAGAAUAAUCUUGGUGCAGAUGGAGCUAAGAACAUUGGAAUGAGCUUGGAGAAGUGCCAAAAUAUAACAUCUUUGAAUCUCAAUCUCUAGAAUAAUAAGCUUGGUGCAGAUGGAGCUAAGAACAUUGGAAUGAGCUUAGAGAAGUGCCAAAAUAUAACAUCUUUGAAUCUGAAUCUCUCUUAUUGGAAUGAUCUUGGUGCAGAUGCAGCUAACAACAUUGGAAUGAGCUUAGAGAAGUGCCAAAAUAUAGCAUCUUUGAAUCUGGAUCUCUCGCAGAAUGAUCUUGGUGCAGAUGGAGCUAAGUACAUUGGAAUGAGCUUGGAGAAGUGCCAAAAUAUAACAUCUUUGAAUCUGAAUCUCUG
Molecule: messenger RNA, 503 nt
Organism: Tetrahymena thermophila SB210
Lineage: Eukaryota; Ciliophora; Oligohymenophorea; Hymenostomatida; Tetrahymenidae
Product: kinase domain protein
Exons: 6
Biological process (GO): activation of GTPase activity; nucleocytoplasmic transport
Cellular component (GO): perinuclear region of cytoplasm; nucleus; cytosol
Molecular function (GO): small GTPase binding; GTPase activator activity
Source: RefSeq, a predicted model, not a curated record